GACACAUUCCUCGGCGGCGAAGACUUUGACAACGCUUUGGUGAACUUCUUGGCCAAAGAGUUCAAACGCGAUCAGGGCGUGGAUGUGACCAAAGACGUGAUGGCAAUGCAACGGCUCAAAGAGGCCGCCGAGAAGGCGAAGAUCGAGUUGUCGGCGUCGGUGCAGACGGACAUCAAUCUGCCGUACCUAACGAUGGACGCGGGCGGACCCAAACACAUGAACCUGAAGCUGAGCCGAUCCAAGUUCGAGUCACUGGUGGCCGAUCUGAUUAAGCGUACGAUCGAUCCGUGCCGUAAGGCCAUCGCCGACGCGGAGGUGCAGAAGUCUGAGAUACAGGAAGUGCUUUUGGUCGGCGGUAUGACUCGUAUGCCUAAAGUGCAGGAAACAGUUCAGGAGAUAUUCGGUCGCCAGCCGUCCAAAGCGGUGAAUCCGGACGAAGCCGUUGCUGUGGGCGCUGCCGUUCAGGGAGGAGUCCUGUCCGGGAAUGUGACCGAAAUUCUUCUGCUGGACGUGACUCCGCUGUCUCUGGGAAUCGAGACGUUGGGCGGAGUGUUCACUAAAUUGAUUAACAGGAAUACCACUAUUCCCACGAAGAAGUCGCAGGUGUUCUCCACCGCAGCCGACGGCCAGACACAGGUCGAGAUCAAAGUAUGUCAGGGCGAGCGCGAGAUGGCCACAGACAAUAAGGUUUUGGGACAGUUCUCGCUGAUCGGUAUCCCACCCGCGCCCAGAGGUAUACCGCAGAUUGAGGUGACUUUCGAUAUCGACGCCAAUGGCAUCGUUCACGUGUCGGCCAGAGAUAAGGGCACCGGAAAGGAGCAGCAGAUUGUGAUCCAAUCGUCCGGCGGUCUGUCGAAGGAUGACAUCGAGAAUAUGAUUCGAAACGCGGAGAAGUUCGCCGAAGAGGACAAGAGGAAGAAGGAGGUCGUGGAGGCCGUGAAUCAGGCGGAAAGCAUUAUACACGACACGGAGACCAAAAUGGAUGAAUACAAGGAUCAGUUGCCCGCCGAAGAGGUCCAGAAGCUGAAGGAGAAGAUCUCGAAGACGCGCGAAGUGUUGCAAAACAAAGACAAUGAGACGCCAGAGAAGCUGAAGGAGACGACCAAUGAUUUACAACAGGCGUCGCUUAAGCUCUUUGAGUUGGCCUAUAAGAAGAUGACCGCCGAUAGAGAGGCCUCGCAAUCGUCGUCUUCUUCCUCCUCAUCGAGCAGUUCGUCAACGGAUGAGACGAUAGACCAAAACGAUAAGAAAGAAGAAGAGAAGAAGAAUUAA
Molecule: messenger RNA, 1272 nt
Organism: Medioppia subpectinata
Lineage: Eukaryota; Metazoa; Arthropoda; Arachnida; Sarcoptiformes; Oppiidae
Source: the annotation of a GenBank genome assembly